Onychostruthus taczanowskii (white-rumped snowfinch) is the source of this 848-nucleotide messenger RNA. RefSeq names its product PDZ binding kinase (gene PBK). Bases 81 to 848 code for a protein of 255 amino acids. Gene Ontology annotation, molecular function: ATP binding; protein kinase activity. The transcript is spliced from 6 exons. NCBI's taxonomy places the organism in Eukaryota, Metazoa, Chordata, Aves, Passeriformes, Passeridae. The record is from RefSeq and is a predicted model, not a curated record. Gene Ontology annotation, biological process: protein phosphorylation.
AGGAUCCCCCCGUUGCCGUUGGGGUCCCUCCACGUCCCCUGGUGCCCCCCAGGACCGGGAUCGGGAUCGGGAUCGGCUCCAUGGACACCUUCCAGUCCCCCACGCCCUCAUCCCGCCGGGACAAAGAGGAGCCCGGCCCCGUGUCCGUGACCAUCCCGGCCUCUCCCUUCAUGCAGAAGUUGGGAUUUGGCACCGGAGUCAGCGUCUACCUGAUGAAAAGGUCCCCGCGGGGGCUGCCCCGCUCUCCGUGGGCCGUGAAGAAAAUCAAUUCCGGCUGCUCCCAGAGCCAGCGGAGGCUCUUCCAACGGAGGCUCCGGCAGGAGGCCCAGACCCUGCGGAACCUGCAGCACCCCAACAUCGUGGGGUACCGGGCGCUGACCAAGGCUCCGGACGGGAGCCUUUGCCUGGCCAUGGAAUUCGGGGGGGAGAAAUCCCUGAACGACCUGAUCGAGGAGCGCCGGGAGCAGGGCCUGGGAAUGUUCCCGGCGGAAACCAUCCUGCACGUGGCCCUCAGCAUGGCCAAGGGCCUGGAGUACCUGCACACGGAGCAGCGGCUGCUGCACGGCGACAUCAAGUCCGCCAACGUGGUGGUGCGCGGCGCCUUCCAGGCCGUCAAGAUCUGCGACGUCGGCGUCUCGCUGCCCCUGGAUGAGAACCUGGAAGUCAGCGCGCCGUCGCCGUGCUACGUGGGCACGGAGCCGUGGCUGCCUCCGGAGGCGCUGGAUCCGGCCGGCGCCAUCUCGGACCGCGCCGACAUCUUCGCCUUCGGCCUGACGCUCUGGGAGAUGCUGGCCCUGAGCGUGCCCCACAUGCCCCUGCCCCACAGCGACUCCGAAGGUCGGGAAUAA